AUGGAUAAUACUGAAGAACGCAAAAAACAUUUACCCGAAAUUCGGGAAAGAUCAAGACAAACAUACUUAAAAGACAGAGCAACAAAACAAAUGCAUUUGUUAGAAUUAGAUGUGAUUGAUGAAGAUCUUUUAUUUAAAGAUGAAAAACUCACUAAAAAAGAGAAAAAGGAACUUGAGUUUAAGAGAGAAACUUUAAGGCUUACUAGAGAAAGACUUAAUUUAUCAAUAAAGACUGAUGAAUAUCAUAUGCCAGAAGAUUAUAUAACAGAAAAAGGAAAGAUUGACAAAAAAAAGAAAGAUACAGUAUUAUAUCAACGUUAUGAAGAAGAUAGAGAUCAAAAAGGAUUUGUUAAUGAACAAGAAGUAUGGGAAAAGAAUCAAAUUGUGAAAUCACAAUUAAAUGUUGGAGCACAGGACAGACUAAAGGGAGAAGAUUAUGAGUUCGUUUUUGAAGAACCAUUGAUUGAUUUUCUAGAUUGGGAUUGGAAAGCAAAUGAUAAAGAUGAAGCACUUCUUGCAAGGAUUGAAGAAGCAGAGAAAAAAUUAAAAAACAUCGAGGAAGUUCGUAAAUCAUUACCAAUAUAUACUUAUCGUGAUGAUUUAUUAAAAGCUAUUGAAGAUCACCAAGUUUUGGUGGUCAUCGGAGAAACUGGUUCAGGGAAAACCACCCAACUUCCACAGUAUCUUUAUGAAGCAGGUUAUACGAAAGAUGAUAAAAAAAUUGGAUGUACACAACCAAGAAGAGUAGCAGCUAUGAGUGUUGCCGCUCGUGUGGCCGAAGAAAUGAACGUUAAACUUGGAUUCGAGGACAUUUCUCGAGUCAGAACUGAUCUUAGACUUAUAAUAUCUAGCGCAACAUUAAAUGCUCAAAAAUUUGCUGCCUAUUUUGAUGAUGCACCAAUUUUUAGGAUUCCAGGUAAACCUUACCCAGUUCAAAUUUGUCAUACAAAAGCUCCAGAAGCAAAUUACAUUUCUGCAGCAAUAGCUACCGUUAUGCAAAUACAUAUUUCACAAAAUACAGGAGACAUAUUAGUCUUUCUUACAGGUCAAGAAGAAAUUGAGACUGUUCAAGAAAGUUUACAACAAACAUGUAGAGUUCUUGGCAGUAAAGUAAAAGAAUUAAUAAUAUGUCCAAUUUAUUCCAAUCUUCCACCUGAUAUGCAAGCUAAAAUAUUUGAGGCAACACCACCUGGUGCUCGAAAAUGCUCAAGGGCUUCGGCAAACCAAAGAGCUGGCAGAGCAGGACGUUUUGAAUUUAUGGAUCCACCUCAUGAACAAGGAAUGAUUUCAGCACUUAAUGAUUUGUAUGCACUUGGUGCACUAAACAACGAUGGUGAAUUAACAAAAUUGGGUAGACGUAUGGCCGAGUUUCCUAUAGAUCCUUUAUUAUCUAAAACAAUUAUAACAUCUGAGAAAUUUCAUUGCUCAGAAGAGGAUAAAAAAUUUUACGCUGAUAAGGCUCAUCAAAAUUUCAUUAAACCUGGUGGAGAUCAUCUCAUGUUACUAAAUAUUUGGGAACAAUGGGCAGAAACAAAUUAUUCUAUGGGUUGGUGUUAUGAAAAUUUUAUAGUAUAUCGAUCCAUGAAUCGAGCAAGAGAUGUUCGUGAUCAACUAGUGAAAUUAUGUGAUCGUACUGAAGUUGAAUUAAAAUCAAAUCCUGAUCCUGGUGACAUAAUUCCAAUACAAAAGUCAAUAGUUUCUGGAUUUUUCAUGAAUGCUGCAAGGUUGACAAUGUUUAGUGAUUCAUAUCACAAAUUAAAAUUUGGAGAUCCAAGUCGCGUUGUUCAUAUACAUCCCAGCAGUUCAUUAUUUGAAGAAAAACCAAAAUUUGUAUUAUAUUUUGAGUUAGUACUUACGAGUAAAGAAUAUAUGCGCCAAGUUAUGGAAAUAAAACCUGACGGCACCUCAUUAUUAUUCAAAAGAGGAUAUUGGCGAAAAGAAGAAAAUGCCAAAAAACAAUAA
Messenger RNA from Entrophospora sp. SA101, 1962 nucleotides. The record is from the annotation of a GenBank genome assembly. Lineage: Eukaryota; Fungi; Glomeromycota; Glomeromycetes; Entrophosporales; Entrophosporaceae.